Messenger RNA from Rotaria sordida, 1875 nucleotides. NCBI's taxonomy places the organism in Eukaryota, Metazoa, Rotifera, Eurotatoria, Philodinida, Philodinidae. The record is from the annotation of a GenBank genome assembly.
AUGUCAUCAAACCAAAGGAAUACAAAAUUCGUAGUCAUCGAGUUAAUCUACAAGAUCGCUGUUGGACUUCUUAUCGCUGGCCUUCUUGCUGCAAUACUCAUUAUUCUUGUCAUACGACUGCCGACGAACAGUAACAGCGCAUCACAGUCACAGGAUGCUGUUGCCAUGCUGAUUCGAUCAAAUGAACACAUGGCUCAACUUCAACGUGAACAUGAAAAACGUCUUCAAGAACAACAACAAUUGACGCAAUGGAAUUUCACAUUAGAAUUAACAAAAAGAGCAGAGCACUUCAAUGAGAAACAACAACAAGAAGAUCACGAUUGGAAUCAAUUAAAUGCUGAACUGAAUCGAAAUCUCACUGCAACACAUCAUCAAAAAGAGCUCAAAUUUCGUGAAACAGUCGAACUCGCUGCCCAACGACUUAUGGCUCAAGGAAGGCAACAACAUGAAUGGACAUUGGAACAAUAUCGUUCUCAUCUAAUCGAAGAGCAUCGUCGGCAAGAACAAUUUCGACAAGAUGAACAUGAUCUUGAUGAAUUUCUUGAUGCAUAUAAUUUAACUAGUGCACCUAUAUCACUACUUCAACGAAAAGUGUUGAUAAAAGCAGAUACAUGUAAUACUUAUAAUCAUCCACAAUAUGGUAUUGGUCAAUGUAUUGAUGUUAAUCAAUGUCAUAAUGCUUUAUAUCAAUCUGGUUUAUGUGAAUCACAACCAGCGAAUAUUAAAUGUUGUUUUUCAACAAAUCCAAUAAAAGAAGAAUUUCGUGCUGCUUGGAUUGCUACUGUAGCUAAUAUUGAUUGGCCAUCAUCAAGAACAGCUACACCAACUGAACAGCAAGCUGAAUUAAUCAAUAUUCUCAAUACAGUUCAAAGAUUGAAUAUGAAUGGUGUUGUUUUUCAGAUUCGUCCUGUCGGUGAUGCAUUAUACGCUUCAACAUUAGAACCAUGGAGUUUAUAUUUAACUGGUACACAUGGUAAAGCACCAUCACCAUUAUGGGAUCCAUUAACAUUCAUUACAACUGAAGCUCAUAAACGUAAUAUUGAAGUACAUGCUUGGCUCAAUCCAUAUCGUGCUCGAAUGUCUGGUGCAACUUAUGAACUUGCAUCAAAUCAUAUGGCUAAACGAUUUCCAAAAUAUGCUUAUACAUAUAAUAAAUAUAUAUGGAUGGAUCCAGGUUCAAUUGAAGUUCAACAAUUUAUUGUUAAUGUUACUGAAGAUAUUGUUCGUCGAUAUGCUGUUGAUGGUAUACAUAUGGAUGAUUAUUUUUAUCCAUAUAAUGAUGGAACUGAAUUUCCUGAUGCAGAAACUUAUAGAACAUAUCAACAAACAGGUGGUAAAUUAAAUAAAGAUGAUUGGCGUCGUUCAAGUGUUAAUAAUCUAAUUCAAACGAUGUAUACAAGAAUACAUGCAGUUAAACCAAAAGUUAAAUUUGGUAUUUCACCAUUUGGUAUUUGGAAAAAUGGUGUACCACAAGGUAUUACUGGUCUUUCAUCUUAUGAUAGUUUAUAUUGUGAUAGUCGAAUGUGGUUGGAACAAGGUUUAGUUGAUUAUUUAACACCACAACUUUAUUGGCAAAUUGAUCCACCAGCACAAUCUUAUCCUGUUCUUCUUAAUUGGUGGAUACAACAAUCAAAGAAAGGUCGUCAUGUUUAUCCUGGCAAUGGUGUUUAUCGAAUUCUUCCAACUGGUUCGAAUUGGCCAGUAACUGAAAUUGUUCGACAAAUUAAUAUAACUCGAUCAAUGCAUGAACGUUUAGCACUUGGAAAUGUAUUUUAUUCAGUAAAACAAAUUAUGCAAAAUGUUAAAGGCAUUCAAACUGAACUUGCAACACUUUAUAAACAAAAAGUUGCAGUUCCAAAAAUGAAUUGGCUUUAA